AUGAGGGGUAUUAAGGCCCUUUAUCUGCGUGAUGACCGCACCUUCGCGGCGCUUCUUCUCAUUCUUGCCUCCCCCGCCUCGGCCCAAAGCUGCGAUGUUACAGCCAUUACGCCCGACUACAAGGCCGCGGUGGCGCACGGUGGCUGGGAGUAUCGGAUCAUCGCCAACGGGCUGAGGAGGCCGAGGGGCAUCGUCGUCGAUAGCAGCGGGGCUCUGCUGGUUGUUGAUUCGGGGAGUGGGAUUAAGAGGAUUGUGUUGGAGGAUCGGGGAGGGACUUGUUUUGCUGUGAGGGAGCAGACGACGCUGGUUGGGCUUUCUGAGUUGAACCAUGGCAUCGCACUGGAUAGCCAAAAUGGCAUCCUCUACGCAUCCAGCUCAGAUAAGGUCUACUCAUGGGCCUACAACGCCUCAGCUGGCACCGUGAGCCAAUCUCGUAACACGGUAGUAGAGGGUAUGGACAACUCCGGCCACACCACACGCACUCUCCUCCUCUCCGCCAAGGUCCCCGGCACUCUCCUCGUCUCCCGCGGCAGCGACGGCAACGUCGACGAAGAAGCCAAGGACAUCUCAUCAGGCCACUGCCAAAUCAAAGCCUUCAACCUCAGCAGCACCGCCCAAGACUUUACGUCCUCCGGCACAAUCCUCGGCUGGGGUCUGCGAAACUCCGUCGGCGUCGCCGAGGACCCCGUCACGGGCGGCAUCUGGAGCGUCGAGAACUCCGUCGACCAGUUGAGGCGGAACGGUCGCGACAUUCACCAGGAUAACCCCGGCGAGGAGAUGAAUUUCCACGGCUAUCUGAACGGGACUUCUACGGAGGAGUCGGGGGGUAAUUUCGGGUAUCCGAGCUGCUUUGCGCUGUGGUCUACGGAGAAUUUCCCUGAUCGUGGGGAUCUGAAGACGGGGGAUCAGUUUGCGCCGUCGGCGGGGGAUGGGGUGGAUGAUGGGACGUGUAACAGUGAUUUUGUAGCGCCAAGGAUUACGUUCCAGGCGCAUACUGCGCCGUUGGAUAUCAAGUUUGCGGAGGAUGGGUCGGAGGCCAUCGUCUCGUUUCACGGAAGCUGGAACCGAGAUAAUCCAGUUGGCUACGCGGUAUCGAGCAUUCCCUUUAAAGACGGUCAGCCCGUCGCGGCAUCCGAUAGCACGAGCGCCGCAGAGGCUAUCCUGUCGAACGCGGAUUUGGGUGACUGUCCUGGGAAUUGCUUCCGGCCUGUUGGACUUGCGUGGGGGAGCGAUGGGAGGCUCUUCAUGACUUCUGAUGCGACGGGGGAGAUUUACGUGUUGCAGAAGACGGGGGCGACUGGUUCUUCUGGGGAUGAUGAGAAUAGUGCUAAUCAUGUUAAGGGGAGGUCAUGGUUUGCUUUGAUUCCUGUGGGCAUCUUGGCUUUGGCUCUGUUGUAA
Scedosporium apiospermum is the source of this 1398-nucleotide messenger RNA. RefSeq lists its product as uncharacterized. The record is from RefSeq and is a predicted model, not a curated record. The transcript has 4 exons. The coding region runs from base 1 to 1398 and encodes 465 amino acids. Lineage: Eukaryota; Fungi; Ascomycota; Sordariomycetes; Microascales; Microascaceae.